UCUUCCGGGCGGAUGUGGGAUAUAACGGAGUCGUCGUUCUUACCGGUGGGUGACGUACACUGGGGCUUCGAUGUGUGGCGAAGUUUCGGCUUGAAAACUACGAGAGGCUGAGGCUUUGCCCGGGUGACUAGGCCUGAGGCCUCCGUACGGGUCACGGGCGCUCGGGGCAGGCGGGUGCGGGAUAAUACCGGUGCGAGGCGCGGAUGGUGUGCGGAGAGUCUCUUACGUACCCGGUGUGUAUGAUGUCAUGCGGUACCGGCCGGAGCCGCGCUUCGGGUCGCCGGACUGGUCGGGACUCUCUUCGGGGCGGGUGACGGAUGGUUACCACACGGACACCGAGACAGAUUCGCCUUUACAUUCAUCAAUAAAAAUGGAAAGUACGGAUUCACCUGGGAAAGGAAGCUCUGAACAGUCAGACUCUCAACGCCAAAGUCAGAUGGACCGUCUGGACAGAGAAGAAGCUUUCUAUCAGUUUGUGAAUAACCUAAAUGAAGAGGACUACCGAUUGAUGAGGGAUAAUAACUUAUUAGGAACUCCAGGGGAAAUUACUAAAGAAGAAUUGCUGAGAAGGCUGCAGCAGAUUAAAGAAGGACCACCUCAACCCAAUGCUGAAAACAGAGCUUCUACAGGGGAGCAACCUGAAGACUCUUCCAAUGGAGAUUCAAUAAUCGACUGGCUGAAUUCAGUCAGACAGACUGGAAAUACAACAAGAAGUGGCCAACGGGGAAACCAGUCAUGGAGGGCAGUGAGCAGAACAAAUCCCAAUAGUGGGGAUUUUAGGUUUAGUUUGGAAAUAAAUGUGAAUCGUAGUGCUGCUAACCAAAAUAUGCCCUCAGCAGAGCAGUCCUCUGAAGCCAAUGGAGCUGAAGAUAUGGAAGUUGGCAGUCAGGGUGAGGUGGAACCAGAGCCUGAGCAAGAGCCUGAACCGGAGCCUGAGCAAGAGCCUGAACCGGAGCCUGAGCAAGAGCCUGAACCGGAGCCUGAACCAGAGCCUGAACCGGAGCCUGAACCAGAGCCGGAGCCUGAACCAGAAAUUGCACCUCCAGUUGUGGUACAAGAGCAAGUAGUUACAGAGGAGCCAAGUCCUCAGAGAGGUCAAAGGAGGGCAAGAAGCCGAAGCCCAGAUCAGCGAAGGAUCCGGGCAAGGACUGAUAGAAGCAGAUCACCUCUGAAUCGACCAAUAGAACAACCUACUCGAAGGGCUCAACAUAGUUCUUCACAGACUGUUGAUGCUGCCACUGUUGAUGAAGCAGAAGGUAGCUCUAGAACCAGGCAGCUUGUUACUGCAUACCUAAGUAAUUCCUCACCUGAGGCAGAGGGGAGCUCGAGAACUAGACAGCAUGUAACUUCCAGGCAACAAGCAUUGGCUACCGAAUCUCAGAAUCCCAGUGUGGUGCUUUCAAAUCCAGAGUCGAGAGCUUCUCCCCAGCCUCCUCCCACAGAGACAACAGAAAAUGCAGAAUCAACAGGCACCGGUCAAAGGCCACCAACCAUAGUUUUAGAUCUUCAGGUUAGGAGGGUACGUCCAGGCGAGUAUCGUCAAAGAGAUAGCAUUGCAAACCGGACACGCUCACGCUCUCAGACCCCUAACAAUACAGUUACUUAUGAGAGCGAAAGGGGAGGAUUCCGUCGCACUUUCUCACGGUCAGAGCGAGCUGGAGUCAGGACAUAUGUCAGUACUAUCAGAAUCCCAAUUCGUAGGAUACUAAACACAGGCCUGAGUGAGACCACCUCCGUUGCUAUCCAGACCAUGCUAAGGCAGAUAAUGACUGGUUUUGGGGAGCUCAGUUACUUCAUGUAUAGUGAUAAUGAUGCGGAGCCUGGUGCUCCUGCAGCUGCUUCUCAACCAGUAACAGUCGGUGUUGAAACCCAGAGCAAUGUUACAACAAAUGCCAGACCACCUCCAGCUGCUGCACCAGAGCCUGUAGAACCACCCAUCCCUGUUGUGGAAGCUGAUGAUGCUAAUGCAGAAAUUGUUUCGACCUCUGGGGGUCGGAGGGAAGUCCGUAAUAACAGGGGAUCUGUUACCUUUGAAGAAAGUGGAUCUCUGCCAUUUCUUAGGUUGGCCCAGUUUUUCUUGCUCAAUGAAGAUGAUGAUCAACCAAGGGGACUCACCAAAGAACAAAUUGACAACCUGUCAACCCGUAAUUAUGGUGAAAACGAUGCCCUGAAAACAUGCAGUGUAUGCAUAACUGAGUACACAGAAGGGAACAAGUUACGCAAGCUCCCUUGUUCACAUGAGUAUCAUGUCCACUGUAUCGAUCGCUGGCUUUCUGAAAACUCUACUUGUCCCAUCUGUCGCAGAGCUGUACUGGUGUCUGGCAACAGGGAAAGUGUUGUGUAAACAGGUUGCUAUAAACUGUCUACUAAGCAGCCACCAAUUAUAGGCUUGGAGAAAGAGAAUAAAGAAAAAUAUGGCCACUUUUUGAGUGGUGCUUUGAGUUGUUCUGUUAAAAUGAAACAUUUCUAAUUCUCCCUCACGAAACUCAAUGAUUCAUGUGAAAUGUGGUCCACAAGGUAAAACAACUUAAUGAAAGUGUUGCAUUUCCCUACGGAUGGAACAUCUACUUUGCAAGGAUGGCAUUCCUUACACCCCUGCUGGAGCAGAACCUAAAACAAAUGCUCAGUGCUGGAAUGAUGCCUAUGAAGAUCACCUUAGUACUUAGUUACUAGACUUUUCAAGCGGGAUCAUUGUGAGAAUCACUUGUAUUUUAAGUCAAGGUUUAAUUACAGGAUCAGCCUUAAAUAUAUCCAGUGGUACAUUUUAUGCUUAUUGUCUUUGCCUACAGAUCUCUUUUUUUGUAUGACAAUUUGUGCUGGUUAGACUUCCUUAAAUCCUCUGGCCAUAUGACAGCAUUGCCAGCGUAGCACAUACUUGUAAAUAGACACCAUUUAAUUUCUCACCUUGUGCUUUCCUGGGUUCUAAUUGCAUUAUGCAUGCGUUUAACCUAUGUCACCUAACUGCAGGGUUCUUGUCCCACACCCACCAGUGAGACUUGUAGCUUACUAUGUUCUAAAGUUAAUCUGAUCAUUACAUAAGUAAGGAUUGAGGAUUUUGUGCUGUCAUUUUAAAAACUUAAGGUAAUACUUUGGUAGAAAUACAUAUGACUUCCCAGCUAGCAUACACAAAAGCUGUAGGCCGCGGACAGCACUCUACUGCAAGACUCAGUUCAAGUUAAAAAUGAAAAACAUUGCAAGAGUUUUGGAUUUCUUUUCCUUGAAUAGUCUCUCUCAUGCUCAAGAUACACAAUACCACCCUUACACCAGGGCUUACAAUAACAUUGAGAUGACAGUAUUGGAAUAUGAAACACAUGGUGUUUGCAGACAUUCCACUAGGCUGUGGACAUUGCAGACUUUUCCAGAGCCUGACCCUAGUUGUUAGUUAAGGGAUGGAUGCAGCAUUUUUGGCCUUCAUCCAGCAGCUGUACCCAGACACCCUUCCACAGUGGUUGAUUUGCUCCUGCAACAUGGCAGUCAGGUAGGCAUUGUGUUAGAGCAGGCAUCUUCUGUGCUAAAGGAGAAGGAAAAGUAUUAGUUAUUGGUAUCCAAAUUCUUUGUGCUAAGCACUUAUAAGUUAUUGAGAGGGUAUUCUGUCAUAGUCCAUGCAGUGUUUUUUGUAAAUCAGUUUAUUACUUUGGUUUGUGUUGAAAGCAGGAGUUAAAUAUUCUUUUAAAUAUUUUAAAGUCCUUUUUUUCUUUUAGGUGUGACAGUUAAUUAGUUAGUGCCGCUCAGACCUUCAAAGUACCUGCCAUCUGGUAAAAUAUCAGCUCUCUUAACCAAGUUAGCUUUUAAUGCCAAUUGUCUUAUGUCUCUAGAACAGCUCUCUUCCUAUUCUGUUAAGGGUCUUCCUGCACUGUAGCAUGGAACGUUGAAUGCAUUUGUGCCUUGCAUUCUAGAUGUUACUCUGUGUGGUAGUAAAUAUUCACCUGGAUAAGAAUCAAGUACAUGACACAGCAUAGCUUUAUCUAACAAGUGACAACUUUUUUUUAUUUUCUUUAAACAAGGGUUUUCCUUUGCACAGAAUUUAUUCCUUUUUAUGUUUGUAUAUAAUUCCUUAACUUCUGGGGGGUGGGUUCAGGUAUUCUUAUUUGCAAAAGCUGCUGGAAAGUUAAAAAAUAAAAUCCUUCCAGCACUGAAGGUGAAAUGGCCACAGAGUGAUUCUAAAUGUAUGAGAAUAGUUUGAGGAAAACCCAAGGACAAAGUAUAAUGUGUAAACUCACUUUAGGAUUUUUGUAAAUAGACACUUGUCAGAUUUUUCUCAUUCUGUAUGUCUGAGGGCCCAUUUUAAUUGACAUACUGUAGAAAUUGCUGAUUUAGUUUCAAUUUGGAAUAUUUAUCUUGUGAAAUAUAACAAAUGUCUAUGCUUGUUGAAAUAAAAAAGAAACCCUUUCUUUAAUAUGUAUAGCUUUUUUUUUGUAGCAGCAGCUCCUCCAUCCUCCAGCCACUGUCCCUGCACAGUGUUUGUAAUGUGUAACAGACAAUCUGUCUGACAUGCCGUUUGCUCAUAAUUCACAUAUACACAUGGCUAUCUGCUUACAGAUUGCAUUUGCAAUUGUCUGACCGUGAAACAGGGGGCAUAGUUCUUGUUUUAAUAUGUGAAAUAUAAACCUGAGGCUGCUAACUUUGAAAUGAGAAUAAAAGUUUUAAACCUGAA
Messenger RNA from Hyla sarda, 4654 nucleotides. RefSeq names its product ring finger protein, LIM domain interacting (gene RLIM). Gene Ontology annotation, molecular function: ubiquitin protein ligase activity. NCBI's taxonomy places the organism in Eukaryota, Metazoa, Chordata, Amphibia, Anura, Hylidae. Gene Ontology annotation, cellular component: nucleoplasm; cytoplasm. The record is from RefSeq and is a predicted model, not a curated record. The transcript has 4 exons. Gene Ontology annotation, biological process: random inactivation of X chromosome; ubiquitin-dependent protein catabolic process; protein ubiquitination. The coding region runs from base 248 to 2344 and encodes 698 amino acids.